AUGGCCGGAGCAUGCAUGCAUGAUAUCACAUGGACCGAUGAAAUCCUGGAACCAUGCAUUGGUGAAAACGGACUAGUACCACCAUACCAGCAAUGCCUGUGGAAUGUUUUCGGGAGCAGUCCGGCUAGCACGAUCGAGAUUCUCUUGACUCCAGAGGAUUUCGGGGAUUUCUCAAAUAGAUCAUUGGUUUUGAGGAUUGGCUUUGGCUACAAGGAUGACUUCCCAUCGGGACCUGAUGAAACAGUCCUGGCUAGAUUUGACUCCCCUGUCUCGGAGAACACAACUGUGAUCGUGGAGGGCGGAGAAGCCUGGGUGGACGUGCUCACCCGACAAGAAAUAGUCCCUUUUCGAAUCUUCUCUACUAUUAAAAACGAAGCCUUUACGACGACGACAACGACGACCAACCCGUGUGAGGGAGCCAUUGGGGAUCCUUGCCAGGAACAUCAGGACUGCCGUGUGAACGAACACCUUUUCUGCAAUCCUUCCCUUCUCAAGUGUGACUGUGCCGAUGGAUACAUUUUUGACACAGAUAUCCUCAUGUGCGUGACUGGAGGGAAAAGAUUGGGCGAAUCGUGUUCGGACGAUAGCGACUGCAACCUCUACAACCAGUGCGACAAGGAAACAAAAAUUUGCACAUGUGCAAAGGGCUAUCGUCUGGAUCCAAAGACCAUCCUUUCU
Messenger RNA from Darwinula stevensoni, 678 nucleotides. The record is from the annotation of a GenBank genome assembly. Lineage: Eukaryota; Metazoa; Arthropoda; Ostracoda; Podocopida; Darwinulidae.